Molecule: messenger RNA, 2035 nt
Organism: Xyrauchen texanus (razorback sucker)
Lineage: Eukaryota; Metazoa; Chordata; Actinopteri; Cypriniformes; Catostomidae
Product: pre-mRNA-processing factor 17-like
Exons: 15
Coding region: 1-1737 (578 amino acids)
Biological process (GO): mRNA splicing, via spliceosome
Cellular component (GO): catalytic step 2 spliceosome
Molecular function (GO): mRNA binding; protein binding
Source: RefSeq, a predicted model, not a curated record
AUGGCGGCGGCGGUGGGUUGCCUCGUUUCCUACGGCAGCGACUCAGAUUCGGAAAAUGAGUCUGAAUCCGCUACCAGUCCACAGAAAGUCGACCCGGACGCCCUCGCUCAUCUACAACCUUUAAAAUCGACCAGUCUCAUGACUGUAGCCGUCCUGGAUUCAGCUCCUGAAGUCGCUGUUAAGGAGGAUGUUGAGACGGGUGUGCAUCUGGAUCCAGCACUCAAGGAAGUCAAUUAUAACCCUACAUAUGAUACCAUGUUUGCUCCAGAGUUUGGACCAGUUAACCCAUUCAGAAGCCAGCAGAUGGCUGCGCCGAGAAACAUGCUGUCUGGUUUCGCAGAACCGGCUCACGUCAACGACUUUAUGUUUGAGCAGCAGAGGAGAACGUUCUCUACGUUUGGUUACGCUCUGGACCCGUCCGUGGACACCAGUGAGGUCUCGGCCAGCAGUUACAUUGGAGCAAUAGACGAGGCAGAGAAAAACAAAGGGCUAACCGUGUUUGAGACCGGACUGAAGAAAUCAGAGAAGAGGAAGAAGGUGAAAGGCGGAGAUGCGUCAGAAAUCGACAGUUUCCUGGGACCCUGGGCCAAAUACCAGGAUGAGAAAGAUGUGGCCAAACCCUCAGAGGAUGAGCAGAAAGAGUUGGAUGAGAUCACCGCAAAGAGACAGAAGAGAGGAAAGAAUGAAGAAGAAGCUCCAGCGGAGGAGAAGACCAUCUUACACAUUAAAGAUGCGUAUGAUUAUCAAGGCCGCUCGUACCUGCACAUUCCACAGGACGUGGGCAUCAACCUGCGAUCUGCAGACAUACCAGACAAAUGUUUCUUACCUAAGAAACAGCUGCACGUCUGGACCGGACACACCAAGGGUGUCAGCGCGAUACGUUUGUUUCCUGUAUCUGGUCAUCUGCUGCUCUCCUGCUCCAUGGACUGUAAAAUCAAGUUGUGGGAGGUUUAUAACGAUAGAAGAUGUGCACGGACAUUUAUCGGUCACAGUAAAGCUGUACGGGAUGUGUGUUUCAAUAACACCGGCACACAGUUCCUCAGCGCCGCCUACGACAGAUAUCUCAAACUCUGGGACUCGGAGACUGGCCAGUGCAUCUCCCGCUUCACAAACAGAAAAGUUCCCUACUGCGUGAAGUUCAACCCCGAUGAAGACAAACAGAACCUGUUUGUUGCAGGAAUGUCAGACAAAAAGAUCGUCCAGUGGGAUAUCCGCUCUGGCGAGGUCGUACAAGAAUAUGACCGACAUCUGGGUGCCGUCAACACCAUCACGUUCGUGGACGAUAGCCGACGAUUCGUCAGCACCUCAGACGACAAAAGUCUGCGUGUGUGGGAGUGGGAUAUACCUGUGGACUUCAAAUACAUCGCUGAGCCCAGUAUGCAUUCAAUGCCCGCAGUCACACUCUCACCCAAUGGUAAAUGGUUGGCUUGUCAGUCGAUGGACAAUCAGAUCCUGAUAUUCGGAGCGCAGAAUCGAUUCCGUCUCAACAAGAAGAAGGUGUUCAAGGGUCACAUGGUGGCGGGAUAUGCCUGUCAGGUGGACUUCUCCCCGGAUAUGAGUUAUGUUGUAUCUGGUGAUGCUGAUGGAAAGUUGAAUAUCUGGGACUGGAAGACCACAAAACUGUACCACCGGAUCAAAGCGCAUGAUAAAGUUUGCAUCAGCGCACUCUGGCAUCCUCGCGAGACCUCAAAGGUCAUCACCUGUGGCUGGGACGGACAGAUCAAACUCUGGGACUAAACGACGAACACUUUCAGGCAUUUCAGGCCAUUUGCUAUUUUUUUUUUAUCUUUUCAUCCUCAAGUUUCCUUCUCAUCCACACUGUUACUGUCAACUGAUCUUUAACACUGAUGUGAUUGGGUAUAUUGGGCUGGUAUCCAGUCACGCACACAUGCAAACACAACAGAGACUUUACCUGUUGUGGAUGCAGGCUGUGAUCUUUUAAUGUCAUUUUUGUUUUUUGUUUUAUCUUGAUUGAACAUGUAAGCAUCGCUUUAACUGCAUCUCCAGUGUCUCGGAUUGCAUUUUGAUGAUAAUA